AUGCCCUUUUUCGAAAAGGGUACAAAUUGCUUUUACCGCCAUCUCUUAUUAGUGGCUACCAUCGCAUGGUAAUUUAUCUUCUACUUCCCUAGGCAGCCCAUUUAGUGGCUUGACUCACAGACUCGGAAAUCAUCACUCGAGUACUAGUUAAUUGGCAUCCUAGGAUUACAUUUAGUAAAGCAAACUCAAUGAAUAAUUUAGGGUACGUAGUGGGCAGUCUAAGCUACCUCAUUAUAUGGAGCGUGAUGUGGUCCCUGUGGACAGGACGGAAAAGCUCAUCCCUAUUUUGGAGUGUGUGUCCCUGUGAGCACCAUAAAUUCUAGAGAGAAAGGACGUCAAGAAGUUUGCUUAAAACUCAUAACUCAUCCUUCCAAAACAGGAAAAGAAGUGCCCUUGAGUCGGUUUGCGACGAAAGGGGAAAGCAAGAGAAACGAUAUUUGUGCAUGAAAAGGAAGGGACAAAUGAAUAGAUGGCACCAAACCGCGUAAUUGCAAUGCCAGACGAAAUUGAGCUGGACAAGCACACGGACCACAAGACAAGGUACACUGCAUUUGCUACCAUUUAAAAAUCACCGCAAAUGCAAAGCCUAUCCAUCUUCAAGUCCCCCACCAACCCACACAUAUACACUCCUUUGGUCUUUCCUCUCUGCAAAGACAACCAAGUCCCCUCAACUAUAAUCAAAUCCAAAAUACAUUAUGUAAGCUCUGUCCGGACCCUAGAUUUUUUAUACGUACUUGGCAUUACUUCUAAGCUUUAUUGUGAAGUUUAGGCUGCGUUACGCACUUCUGAAAUAAAACUUUUGCGGAUAGACUUUUAUAGUUUAGUAAAAAUCAGCAAAGUCUAGAAGUAUCCAUUACCAUGCAAAUGCACAAAUCUAUAUGUGCUUUUGCCGAGCAUGAAGUCGGCGUAAGUAGAAUAUACAAAUGUCUAAUCACAUUGUAUUAAUAUAGGUGAACCAAUAAAACAAGUUAGAUUAUUUACUCUUAUCAAAAACAUUAAAAAUAAAAAAAUAAUAAUAAUAAAAUAAAGUCGACUAUUUGCU
Rubroshorea leprosula is the source of this 1042-nucleotide messenger RNA. Lineage: Eukaryota; Viridiplantae; Streptophyta; Magnoliopsida; Malvales; Dipterocarpaceae. The record is from the annotation of a GenBank genome assembly.